UGGACUCAGGGGGUGAUGGGGAUUAUACAGCGGUGUGGUGGAGGUGGUUGUUGUAAAGUGCUGCUGGUCCGGUUGACAGCUCAAUGAUCGCGCUGUGGAGGUUUGGCUAAGGAUCUGUGCGCAGCAUGGGCACCGGGGAUUACAUCUGCGCUACGCUGCGUGGUGGGGCACCCUGGGGAUUCACCCUAAGAGAGGGGGAGGGGGACACCUACAGACCUUUCUUAGUUUCCCAGGUAGAACAAGGUGGUCGUGCCUUCCUAGCUGGAGUGCGAGAAGGUGACGAGGUGGUGUCACUCAACGGAGAGCCAUGUGCAUAUCUCACCCUUUCACGAGCCUUUGCACUCAUUGACACAUCGAUCGACUGUCUGCAGCUGCUUGUCAAAAGAUACUGCACUACCCCCAAAGAAGACUAUGAAUCAGAAGAAACAUACUGUGGUGAGAGGGACUCCUCUGGUGAGGCUUUAGAGAGCACCACCAUCCAUAUCUUCUCCCAAAAACAGAAGUCCCAAAGCCCAAGGAAACUCUACAUAUCUGAGUCCCAGGACGAGGCCUCUUAUGGGGAGUUGGACAGCAACAAAGAGUUCCCCAAGGGACCCCAGCUGCUUCACACCCAGCUAUGUGUUCCCUCACAUGGUGAUCGGAGAGGCAGGGAGCCUGUUUUUAAGGAAAAUGAUAAAGAAGCACGUUGUUGCUUCUCCCCUGGGGACAUGGUCGAGCUCCAGGUAUCCCUGUCCGAGCAAACCUUGGACGAUGUGGGCUGCACCUCUCUUGGGAGUGCUCAUGGGAUCGAAGGAGAACUCUCAAACAAAGAGGCUAUUGAGACAAUCCACACCACUACCGCAUCACACUACGUACCAUGUUCUGUCAGAGAGCCGCUCGGCCAGCGUGGAGUGGUGCUCAGCUCUCCUUUAAUGCUGGGGCAUGUGGAGGUCAUUUUGCAGCAGCCAGCAGCAUCAGGAGCAGGGAGGGGCAUUUUGAGUGUGGGUGGCCCCAGGGUCAGUGGAAGUGUUGGAUCCCAAAGUGAAGGGGAAGAAGAAGGGCACUGCGAGAGGGUGUCUGGGUCUUCCGCUGUCUCAUUCAGAGCUCCCUCAGAAGAGGUGACACCAGCAGAAGAGCAGGACUCUGAUUCUGAGGGUGAUCCAGACAAACCCAACAAGCAUCGGGCAAGGCACGCCAGGCUCAGGCGCAGCGAGAGUCUAUCUGAAAAGCAGGUGAAGGAGGCCAAAUCCAAAUGUAAACGUAUUGCUCUCCUUCUCACGGCUGCUCGGUCCAACCCAAACAACAAGGGGGUGUUGAUGUUCAAGAAGCAUCGGCAGAGGGCCAAGAAAUACACACUUGUGAGCUACGGUACAGGAGAAGACGAACCAGAAUACAGCGACGAAGAAUACGAGGAAAACGAAGACAACAAACAAGAAACUCACACUGUUGAAUUUACCCUUGUGGCUCCAAACGCUUCUGAAAUAGACAAGCAUUUCCUCACUAAUGCCCAUAGUAGCAAAGGUGUGCUAACUAUCAACUGGGACAAGGGUCUCCUUGAAAUUGAAAGGAACCUGAACAACCAAGCAGAGAUGGAAUGUUUGCCUGACACCAAGGGCAAGGGUGCCGUAAUGUUUGCCCAACGGCGUCAGCGGAUGGAUGAGAUUGCUGCUGAACAUGAGGAGCUUAGGCGCCAGGGGAUCGCCGUGGAAGGAGUGCAGAUUGCUGAUAAGAAGAUAGAAGAGCACUCCUAUAUGCAGUCCAGAACAGAAGGCCAUGCUUACAUGGAUGUAAAUGUACACCAACAAAGCCAACACCAACAACAGUACCAGCAAUAUCAGGAACAGCAGUACUAUGAGCAACAACAGAACUACCAACAACAACAACAACAACAAUAUCAGCAACAACAGCAGUAUGAACAACAGCUUUAUCAACAACAGCAAAUGUAUCAGAAGCAGCAAGAAUAUCAUCAAGAGCAACAGCAAAUGCAGCACUAUUCUGCAAACAUCAAUGGAACAGUCCAACAUGAAAUGCAGGGUUCUCUCAACAAUCGUACUGCACAGCCUUUCUCAGUAGAAAACAUGGCGACUUCCCCUUACUCUCCCGCAAUGAGUGGGGUCAAUCAAGAUUCUGUGGGCCAAGGAGAGCAGAUAGCUUCCCGGGAUGAACGCAUUUCUACUCCUGCAAGUCGAACUGGGCUUUUGUCAGACUGCAGAAGACGAAAUGCUGGCAAGCCAAUGUUCACUUUUAAGGAAGCACCAAAAGUAUCACCAAACCCAGCACUACUAAACCUCCUCAACAGAAAUGACAAGAAGUUGGGUUUUGAGUCAGGGCCUGAGGAAGACUACCUUAGUCUUGGGGCUGAGGCUUGUAAUUUCCUGCAGUCUCAACGAAAUAAACAAAAGAAUCCUCCACCGGUGGCUCCAAAGCCUGUGAUCAACCCCAACUCUCCUCCAUGGUUCCCACCGAUAGAAGUGAGCAACCAGGACAUGCCUCAACAAGCUGAAAAUAGUGUAUCCACACCUGCUGUAGCCCCCACCACAGAGACUACACUUGCUCCAGAACUAGAGCCAAACCCUGCACCUGCCUCUGAGCCCUCUCCCCCUCCUGCCCCCCAGAAAGCUCUUGCCAGCGCCACCACAGAGGAACAGUGCCCAUGUACUCUCCCGGAGCCUGAAUCUCAACAACAGCUUCUGCAAGUGACAGCUCAGGAAAAUGGUCAUAUGAAUUCUAUCCUGCAACCUGAGCCUGCUCCGGUGACUAGCUGGGCUCAAGCACAAACACAACCACAACAACAGGCAUCUAACAAUUCUUGGCAUCCAGCUCAAGUGCAGCCCCAGGAACCACCUCAAAGUCAGUCCCCACCACAGCCACCUUGGGUGACGCGUCAUCCUACUCAGACCCAAGCACUGCCUCAAACCCCCACAAAUAAUUGGACCCCUCAAAUUCAGCCAUCCUGGAGUCAGCAUCAAGAGCAAGCACAAGCCCAGACACAUGCUCAGCCAUCAUGGAACAUGCGUCAAGAGCAACCCAAGUCUCAUCCACAGGCCCAGCCACCCUGGACACAUUCUCAUGAGCAGCCAAAUCUGCAGCAAAUGCAACCAACUUGGGGUCAACUUCAAGAACCAAUGCAGCAGCAGCCCCAGGCACCUUGGGCACAGCCAUCACAAACAGAACAUCAGCAUCAACCACCAUGGGUGCAACCCUUGCAAAAAUCCCAAGUGCAACCUCCUUGGGCUCAACAGGUCCAGCCAGAAUCCCAGCCACAGCCACCAUGGGUUCAGCAACCACAGCAUCAGGCUCCACAACAAGCAUGGCCACAGGCCCAGGCACCAGGUCAGCCUCAAACAUCUUGGGUCUCAGUUCAGCCUCAACAGCAACCCUCAAAUAAUGCAUGGCCUCCAUCACAAACUCAAGUUCAGCCACCUUGGAUCCAAGCAGCCCAAGCACAACCCCCAGCGCCGCCUCAAGCAAUUUUAAACCCAUGGCCACCAGUACCUGCCCAGGCUCAGUCCCAACCAUCGUGGGCCCAGCACCCUUCAGAACAUGGUCAGACACCAAUAAAUUCUUGGGCCCAAGAGCAAAACCAGGCCCAACAGCAACCACCUUGGGCUCAACCAGUUCCUCCCCAGCCCACACCACAGCCAAACUGGCAACAGUCUACUUCAAAGACUCCACCACAGCCACCAAUGAAUGCAUGGCCUCCACCUCAGGCACAACCUCAGACACCUGUGGAUGCCUGGGUACCACAGUCAAAACCAACCCCUGUGAAUGUUUCCACGUCAAUGGUGAACACUCGUCCCUCUCCAAAACCUUGGCAUUCGCCACAAAAUGCCCCACAAAACCGGACCCCUCCGACUCCACCACAGCGAAUGCACUCUUUUACCAUUGGUCAACGAGCUUCAUCACCUAUCAACCCAAUGGCCACGGUCUUAAACCCAUCAUCCCAAGGUUCAGCUUUUGAGAUGCCAGCUGUCAGAGGGAAAGGAGCUGAUAUGUUCGCCAAGAGGCAGUCUCGUAUGGAGAAAUUUGUUGUGGACUCUGAGACUGUGCAAGCAAACAAGGCAAGCCGGUCAACAUCACCAGUUGCUUCCUUACCAAAUGAGUGGAAAUAUACACCCAACGUACGUGCUCCUCCUUCACGGGCAUAUAAUCCUAUUCAGUCCCCUUCUUAUCCCCCAGCAGCAACAAAGCAGCCCCCUCCAAGUAGCCCUUUAACCAAAGCAAAGACAAAAGCCAAAGAGAAACAAAAACCUGCUCCUAAACCCCUCAGUGUUGUAGAUGUUAUGAAGCAUCAACCCUAUCAACUCAAUUCCUCACUUUUUACCUUUGGCCCAGCAACAGAGGCUGCCAACCCCCCUGAACCUAAGCCUGACAUUUCACCUCCUAACCCACCUGUUGAAAACCAAACAAUUACAUAUGAGCAAAUGGCCCCCAUUCAGCCAGUUGGACCCUAUAACGUCCCCAGCCCCCAAUACCCCCAGCAAGCCUAUGGAAUGCCCAUGCAGCCUAUCAUGCAUGAUGGCCACUACCAGCAAAACCCAGCUAAUAUUUAUCCUCACCCCAACCCAUAUCAACAACCCCCUGGUGGUCCAUACCAGCAGGCAUAUAACCAACAGUUUCAGCAACCUCUCCCACCUGCUUAUAAUCCCCAAGCUCCUCAGUCUCCAAACCCUACCUACCAACAGGCACCGCAGGCCCCUUACCCACCAGCUAAUAGCCCUCCCUACCUGGCAGCUCCCUCAGUACCUUACCAGCCACAGCCUCCCAGUAGCUAUGUUGUUCCUUGUUUUCCUGUAGCUGCAAGGCCUGAAUCUGUAUCUGGUGGCAACACUGUAGCUGCUCCUAAACCUAAGUUUACAGCUAAAAAGAGCUCAGCUCAGGUGUGGAAACCUACAGCAGUUGAUAAAGAGUGAUUCUGGUAGAAUCAUGACAUCUUUUGUGUCUGCUUGAGUCAAUGGGUUGGUCCUCUUGCCAUCCACUGCUAAGUGGACUAUUUUGAGCACACAAACUUUCUUUUGCAAUGAAUAUCUUCCCAUACACUUGUUCGUUUUCAAAGUAUUAAGAGCUAAUGUGAAGUUUAGUACUACAGAAUUAAGAACAUACGAAUAAGAUUGGGAUGGGAAGUUUAUCUUAGCAGAAAUUAAUGUUACAUGUUUAUGAAGCGUGUACAUGAAGAAAAUUAUGCCUAUGGGUACUUAAAAAAUCACUAUAAUGUGUAAUUGUAUGUAAAGUAAUCUAAAGUGUUGGCAAUAUAAGAAUGUAGGGGAGCAUGAUAGUAAGAAUUGAAAGAAAGGAAUGAGAGAAAACAGAAAUCAUGAGUGAAUGGUAGCAGACAGUGACAACAGGAAUUUGAUUUUUGAAAAGAAGGAAAUGCUUAAUGUGUCAAAUUUGAGUUGACAAACAAACUUAUUAACAGACAAAACAACUAAAAUACAAUAAAAUAAUAAGGUAAAGGAAUAUAGUAAAAAUAAAGUAGUGAGGUAGAAGGUUACCAACCAGAAGACUAAAUUUGCAAUGCGACAAUCUGUACAGAGAGUAUGUAACAACUCUGGAGUUUCAUGUAGGUUUCAAGGCUGGAGGACAUAGCAAUACUCCUUAUAAAAAGUAACAACUCGCCCUAACUUUCUUCAACAUCAAAUGUUGCAUUAGUAAACAAUCUAUUCUUCAGUGGUUCUCCCCAGUCUCUUUUCCACAGCAACUUCUUAAGUGGGUUAGUUUUAUUUUAAACUUUUUACCAGCUGUUGCAUCAUGUUAGGUACUAUAUUUAAACUGCUUCGUGAAAGGGAGGGCUGGGGUCCAGAGAUAGUAGGCUUACAUUUCAACUCAAGCCAGUGAAAGCAACUGUAUCUCAGACCCCAGUUGUAUUUUCCCUGAUAACAGAGAAAUAUAUAGUAUUACAUACAUCCAUACAUCUUCUCUUGUAUUUUGUAUUUUAUAAAUAGAUGAUAAAUGAUAUUCAAAAGAAGAAUUAUUGAAAGGAUAACCAGCCCAGUAAUUUUCACAAAUAUAUUUUGGAACAGGGCUGCUUUUGUUCUUAAUGUUUUUUUCUUAUUUCUUUUUCUUUGUGUGUUUCUCUUCAUAGUGCACUUCCUGUAUCAUUCACUGCAGUAUCAUUAAAAUGUCUUUCAUCCUUG
This is a messenger RNA of Etheostoma spectabile (orangethroat darter), 6113 nucleotides long. RefSeq names its product synaptopodin 2a (gene synpo2a). Bases 126 to 4892 code for a protein of 1588 amino acids. Lineage: Eukaryota; Metazoa; Chordata; Actinopteri; Perciformes; Percidae. The transcript has 4 exons. Gene Ontology annotation, molecular function: actin binding. Gene Ontology annotation, biological process: positive regulation of actin filament bundle assembly. Gene Ontology annotation, cellular component: actin cytoskeleton; nucleus; Z disc. The record is from RefSeq and is a predicted model, not a curated record.